Cheilinus undulatus (humphead wrasse) is the source of this 6401-nucleotide messenger RNA. It is a transcript of the gene fech, whose product is annotated as ferrochelatase. Lineage: Eukaryota; Metazoa; Chordata; Actinopteri; Labriformes; Labridae. The transcript is spliced from 11 exons. Gene Ontology annotation, molecular function: protoporphyrin ferrochelatase activity. Gene Ontology annotation, biological process: heme biosynthetic process. The record is from RefSeq and is a predicted model, not a curated record. Bases 139 to 1344 code for a protein of 401 amino acids.
GGCUGUCACAUCUCACUUGCGAGAGAGUCACUCACCGGGGGGAAAGCCGCGUGGAUCCAGCUGCUUUGAGCCCAACUGGUCGUCCUCAAUUUCAGCAGGAACAAAGACUUUUAUCGGCAGUAAAAGCAGGAAAAUACCAUGAUGGCUGUCCUUGGCAGCGCCGGUCGCUUGAUCCAAUUUGCCAGGAGCAGCGUCAGUCUGAGUUUGAGGAGACGCUCCACUGCUGCUGCCUUGGCCCAAACUCCAGACACACAAGAAAACAGGAAACCAAAAACUGGUAUCUUGAUGUUGAACAUGGGAGGACCAGAGAAACUAGAAGACGUUCACGACUUCCUGCUGCGACUUUUCAUGGACACAGACCUGAUGAAGCUCCCAGUACAGAAUAAGCUCGGCCCAUUCAUCGCCAAACGCCGCACUCCAAAGAUCCAGGAGCAGUACAGUAAGAUCGGAGGAGGCUCUCCCAUCAAACACUGGACGUCGAUGCAGGGGGAGGGGAUGGUGAAGCUGCUGGACGAAAUGAGUCCAGAGACGGCUCCUCACAAGUUCUACAUCGGUUUCCGGUACGUUCACCCGCUGACGGAGGAAGCAAUCGAGGAGAUGGAGAAAGAUGGAGUGGAGAGAGCGGUGGCCUUCACACAGUAUCCUCAGUACAGCUGCUCCACCACAGGGAGCAGCCUCAACGCCAUCUACCGUUACUACAGAAACCGAGGCGACAGGCCUAAAAUGAACUGGAGUGUCAUCGACCGAUGGCCCACACACCCUCUGCUGGUUGAGUGUUUUGCAGAACACGUCAGUAAUGAGCUGCUGAAGUUUCCAGAAGACAAGAGAGACGACGUUGUCAUUUUGUUUUCCGCACACUCGCUGCCCAUGGCUGUUGUAAACAGAGGAGACCCGUAUCCUCAGGAGGUUGGAGCAACAGUUCAGAGAGUCAUGGAGAGACUCGGACACUGUAAUCCCUACAGACUGGUGUGGCAGUCCAGGGUGGGCCCCAUGCCGUGGCUCGGCCCUCAGACAGACGAGGUGAUCAAAGGUCUGUGUGAACGAGGGAAGAAGAACAUCCUGCUGGUGCCCAUCGCCUUUACCUCAGACCACAUAGAGACUUUACACGAGCUGGACAUCGAAUAUGGACAGGUGCUGGGGGAGGAGUGUGGUGCAGAGAACCUGAGGAGAGCAGAGUCACUGAAUGGGAAUCCUCUUUUUAUGAAGGCUCUUGCAGACUUGGUCCAAUCCCACUUGAAGUCCAACCAGCCGUGCUCCCGUCAGCUGACCCUCCGCUGCCCGCUGUGCACCAACCCCACCUGUGGAGAGACCAAGGCCUUCUUUGCCAACCAGAUGCUCUCAUAGAAACACACAAAGACACACAAACGCAGACUCAAGGCCUUCUUCAGUGAACAGAAGACUCAAACAAACACAUUUAAGCUCACACAGUCUCUCCAGAACGAGUGUCGUUCACAAUGAACACAAGUUUGGCAAAAGUUUCUGCAAAUACGUUUGAUGUUUGUUUUAUCUGACUUUGGCAGUUUAAUCACAUCAUCUACAUAAGUAAAAAGAAAAAUGCAAGAGUGUGUGACUUUACACUUACAUAUUUAUAAUUGUAAACCAAACAAAAAUUAAAAUGCUCUGUUUAUUAGGUCAUGUUGGACCAUAAGGAAAGGGAACAUUGUGUGCCAUUACUUGAAAGCUAAAAAAAUGCCCAAAAACAAUCAUCAACCUCCAUUCAAGGAAACAUUUAAAAGUUUUUUAUUGUUAUAUUGAUCGAAAUUGUAAAAUCAGAUUUUUUUUUGUUUAAGAUCUACAUUAUUAUUAUAGUUCCAGUUAUUUUCAAUCCAUUUGUUUGUAAGAUAUUUUGAGCAUGAAGUGCUGUAGUAAACCAGAUUUGGCCUCACCUUAGCUUGCUUGCUACACUCAGACUGUGAUAUACUAGACAUAUAUUAUCAGGUGUUACACAGCUGAUAAAUGGACAUUGACUCGGAAGUCUGAUUCAGCUGCUGUUGGUAAUGAACAGCCUUAAGUAGCUGGAAAUAGCAUUAAAAUUAAGCCAGACACAGUUAAUGGAUGUAUUCACCUGUGCAAGGCAUUAGCCAAAAAUAAAGGGAUUUGGAUCUCUGAUUAAAAAACAACAUUCGAUGGAUUUGCAGAAAUUCUUUGUCCAAACUCCAACACUCGGCAUAAACAGCCCACAUCAAAUCAAAGUUAAAAGAAAAAACAAAGCUAGCACUAUUUUGUUUCUGAAUAUGGCUCCCUUGCUUACAUUCCAUUCACUGAGCCCCUGCAAAACCCUUUCUGAAACCCCGUUAACCUCAUGCUGGUGCUACUAGAACAACCAUGAUGGCGUUGAUGACGACAUUACACAGGAUCUCAGACUGGUUGGCAAUGUAUCCAGCCUCUGAUUUUCUCACCCACCAUUUUAGGCCAUUGGCCCAUCAGUCAGUGACUCCGCCCAUCCUGCUGCAAUCCCUGCAAUGUGAUUGGAGGAGGUUAGUGCUCCUUAAAAUGCUGCUGCUUGAUCACAGUGAGCGUGAGAGGGUGUAAACACAACUGUACAGCAACUUUAAGGAAUUUGGAGAUUUACGUUUUCUGAUUCUUGACAGAAAGAUUUUGGUUAAAAUGCGUCUUUUCUUUGUUGGUGCUGUCAAUAUUGAAUAGAAAGUCCAUGACUUUAAUAGAAAGGCUACAGCUUGUAGUCCAGCUAGGACUCAACAAAGAGGGGAAGGGUACUGUUGAAUGGUUUACAAGCUAGGACGGGUAUUAUGUCAAUAGAAAGCCAUUAAUAUGUUUAUUUUUAUACUCCUUUUAUUUUGCUUUUUUCCUGCUGAUUCCUCAGCCAUGUAUCAAUCUUAAAAUGGAUGUUUGGGUUUGUAACAGCGUGUCCUGACAGUGUGUAAUGGAAGCGACUUUUAGACUGCGCUUGCAGCGUCACUUCUCUCCCACUGACUAAUCGAAAUCAAGAAGGGCAGGACUUCUGCUUCCAGCUUUGUUGACAACAGUCGCAGAGAAGAAACUGAUCUGCCGGACUCUUUUUAGAGAACAGUUUCCAGGUCUGGAGUGCUUCUAAUGCCAAGCAAGGAUUCUUUUUCAUUUUUUUCUUGGUCAUUUCCUUGAAUAAAAGAAAAUAUUAAACCUUGCAAAGCCGAUAGAUUGGCCAGAUUCCACAUCUGUCAUCAGGCAGAUCCAUUUCUGAAAGGCUCUCAUCUGAGACGAUUGUGUAAGGGCUAAGAACUGACCUGACCAAUCAGCGUCAUUUGAGGAGAAUGAGACGAUAUCUACAGAUGGGGCUUUGUUGUACUGGAAGGCGGCAGUAAUAGCUGCUGCCAGUGUAGUUAUCAGCCCCACUAAAGUGAUAGUGUAGCAGAAGUUUUAUCAGAAUUUGACUAUAUUUUUUUCUGAAAAGAAUGGCAAACUUUGCACUUCUAUCUAUCGGCCCAGCUUGAGUUUUAUCCACCAACAAACUCCCAUCGUCCAUAAACUACCACACCGCUUGCCUGCUGAGCUCACAUUACUUACUGGAGCUGCUUAUGUCUACCUCAUUUUGUCCUGUCACUCUGAUUGGCCCAUAAUGAAUGCAACAGACAGAACACUUUGUCCAAGCACCUUCAUAGAAUUGUUUUAAAUUCCAGCCCUUCCGAAACACUUUGUAUGGUAGGAAAAUGGAAGACUCAAAGGCGCUGGGAGAGUCCUACAGAAAUGUUUCCUUGAUUUUUCUCUCACUUUUUUCGCUAAUCAAGAUUGUUAUCUUGUUUCAGAAAGUUGAAACAGUGCAUAAAUAAUAUCCCAAAUCAAAGUAUUGUACUCUGACUUGCGUUAGCAUAGAGGCAAAGCUAUGAGGCUCACCACUGCCAAAGGAGCACCAAGUCACAGCAAAAUAAUCCCUUUCCCUGCUUUUAAAGUGAAAGCAAACAAAUCCAUCUGGCAUGUCAGGUUAAUGUCAGACUGUUUCUAAGAAAACAAAUCAAAUUUACAGUGUAGAUAAUCAAAAAUUUAAUGGACGCAGAGCUGAAACAGAGCAUCUGAUGUGAAGCAUCCUCCGACACUUGCAUGCUGUUAGGACACGCUGUUAGCCUUGGCCUCUUGUUUUACUGUGAUUUGAGACAUAAUAUCAUGCGGAUUGUCUGUUUUGAUGAUAAAACUCAAUUCAUAUGAUAUUGUGUCAUUGUAUGGUAAAAAUGAAACCACUUGUGAGGUAUUUUCUAAACAGCAAAAAGGUGAGAUGAUGUUUGAACAGUCCCCCUUAACACAGAAGUCACACUGCUCAGUUAUAAUCAAAAUUGUACACCUAAACCUCUCUGAUCACAUUGCAGUAACAAAAUGUGAACAUGUUUCUUUGAGAAGUCAGUACAUUGUUAAAGGAUGCCAAUUUAGUUUCACAGUCCGGUGCUACAACUACAGGAAAAAUGCUUCAAGUCACAGAUGUGGAUGAGACUCCCUAACGAUGUGUAAAUAUGAAUUAAAACGUUACCCUUUUUAUGGGUAAUAACUUGAGCUCUGACGCCUGAUCCUGCUCCGCUUCUACUCUUCUUCUGUUUCGCCACAAUAACGUGCCUUUUACACUGGCUAACUAGAAAAACUGGACUUUGUUUUCUCUGUCUUCAUGUUUUUUUGUUGCUUAGCCAAAUGCUGACAGGAAAAUCCACCCAAGAUCAGAAUUUUCACUCACCUGCUGUGAUUUAACCCAGGAAAGAGGCUGUGAAUGAGGUGUCAUUAUCCUUUAAUACCAUAAAUAAGAGGCUUAUUCUUACAGCAAUAUAACUACAGUAUGUAAAGGAAAUCAGGAUCCUAGUUUGUGGCAUACAGCUGAGAAAUAGAGUCUAGGCUGAGCUAGCUAUCAGAUUGUAAUUAUGGCUCUGUUCAGCCUCAAGGAGCAUGAAUAAGUAGCAAAGCUAAUCCAGAUACACAUCCUGACAUGGGUCAAGUUAAGUGAGCCUUGUGGACCUCCAGAUGAUGUUACAAACUGAGACAUUAUACUGUUUGUCAAAAAGCCACCCCCAGAAAAAUUCCAGAUAGGCAUUAAAAAAGUUCUGAAUGUGCACCAGUGACCAAGCUGGAUGGUGGCCAUUGACCGCUACCUUGAGCUGCAGCACCAGGCAUUUUACCCUAUAUCUCCUUACACAUUAUUUUGAUACAAUUUGAAUCACCAAAAUCAGAAAAAUCCCAGACAGAACUUUACUCAUGGUGAUACUUGGGGUUUACAUACAGGUAUGUUAAUUUCACCAUUACCUAUUAAAGGGAUGUUUGGUAUUUUUGAAGUUGGAUUUUAUAUGGAGAACUCUCAGGCAUGUUUGGGCCAAAAACUGAGACUGAAUUGCACGCUAUAUUGGAAAUAUAUGAAGCAUUUCCAGUUUUACCCAGAAAGCCUCUGCGUUUGGCAGUAUUUUGCAAUGCGAGCUUCAGCUACCAGCUACGUCUUCUUUCGCCUCAGUGUAUGUGGACAGCCAUUUGCGUCUGAAUUGGAAGCUAGUGGUACUGCUAUUACCAAGUACCUCAUACAACCCAGCUACAAACAUACCCAAAUUUUCCUUAAAAAGCAAAACCCAAGAAAGCAAGCACAUGUGCACGUGUUGUUGCUUGUUUAAAAUGUUAAACAAUUUCUUCUUGAAUUUGUAUGAAUUAGCUAUUUUUCUCUUAAUGUUAACAGAGUGGUAGGACCCAUUGAACCUGACUUUAAGGCCAUUAUUAUCAGAAUGAGUUUAGCCAUCCAACAAACUUUUUCUCAGGAGGAUCAUUUUAGUCAGGAAUGCUAAUUGGUGCACUAUGCAUGCCUUGGCAUUGAUAGAUGACGUCUUCAGUGGGCCCAUUUCCCGCCUCUUUCAGGGACUAAGUCGAGUCAGCCAACUUGUGAGCUCUAGCUAGUUGGCCAUGUCCUUCUAAAUGCAUUUGAUUUUUCAAGUGUUUACAUGAGUUGUACAGUUCUUUUAAAGCGGUACUUCUUUUUGCUUCCGCUGUGUAAUAUACUUGAUUCUACCGUCAUCCAGCACAGUGUUACUUUUCCACUGGUUUUAUGCAGAAAAGGCCAAAUGUUUAGCUCACAGCAGGUUGACAUGCUAAUAUCUGUGAUGGGUGGGUUUUCCCUUCAUUAACAUGUUCAUUAAUUUAUUUCAGUUAUCCUCGGUCUGUCUGUUUUUAUUUGUAAGAUUCUGCUGUGUGGGUGUGUAGUUUGCUCUGAACUGCACACAAUUUGUAUUGUACAGAUUACCAAGAUGUUAAAGCUUUGUUUCAGCCUGAGCAUACUCAAAUUUUACUGUUUAUUUUUGGGUUUAUUUAUUUAUGUUUUUGAUGUGUUCCAGGCCUCACAAACCAUCCAUCUCCACUGUCCUGACUUAUUACUUAAUAUUUGAUAGUCACAGCAUUUACAGUGUGAUUUCAGAGAGUCUUCCUUCAAAAUCAAAUAAAAACUGACAAUGUGC